AUGGCGAAAGUUAUUGCUAAUAGGCUCAGAGGUGAUAUUGGGAAAUGUAUUGAUGUGGCUCAAAGUGCUUUUGUACCAGGGAGAUUAAUCUCGGAUAAUGUUCUUCUUGCGUAUGAAAUUCUUUACACAUUGAAACAGAAACGAGUAGGGCAGAAAGGUUUUAUGGCAGUGAAACUUGACAUGAGUAAAGCAUAUGAUAGAGUUGAGAGGAAAUUUAUAAAAGAAAUAACGACUCGUAUGGGCUUUGAUUCAAGGUGGAUUGAGACUAUUAUGGAGUGCAUAAGUUCUGUUUCCUAUUCAGUAAUAGUAAAUGGUUUUGAAGGGGAGAAGUUUCAACCGGUAAGGGGGCUGCGUCAAGGGGAUCCACUCAGCCCUUUUAUGUUUCUUAUAUGUGGGGAAGGCUUAUCUUGUCUAAUGUAUUAA
Gossypium arboreum is the source of this 423-nucleotide messenger RNA. RefSeq names its product secreted RxLR effector protein 78-like. The record is from RefSeq and is a predicted model, not a curated record. NCBI's taxonomy places the organism in Eukaryota, Viridiplantae, Streptophyta, Magnoliopsida, Malvales, Malvaceae. The coding region runs from base 1 to 423 and encodes 140 amino acids. The transcript has a single exon.